Molecule: messenger RNA, 6582 nt
Organism: Myiozetetes cayanensis
Lineage: Eukaryota; Metazoa; Chordata; Aves; Passeriformes; Tyrannidae
Gene: TLR5
Product: toll like receptor 5
Biological process (GO): toll-like receptor signaling pathway; inflammatory response; immune response
Cellular component (GO): membrane
Molecular function (GO): transmembrane signaling receptor activity; protein binding
Source: RefSeq, a predicted model, not a curated record
GGUUUUGGUUAAGCGGAGCACACGAAAUGGGUGCAGCAGGGGCACAGCUUCUGUAGGUGCAACGUGGCUUUUCUCUCCUCUGCGUGCUGUGCCAAGCAUUGUGCUGAAGCCUGCACGGUUCACCCACGUGGUGCUACAGGCUAUUUGUUCUUUUUCAGGAGAAUUCCCAGCUGUUUCACACACUUACUGAAAUCCAAGCAGAUUUUCUUGUCUUAUUUUUGGUCUUGAGCGAAUGAAACAUGUGUUGACCUGGCGGUGUUUGAAGGAAUAACUCGCUGUGUAUUAAUGACAGAGAUUGCCAUCAUGUGGGCUAAUCUGAAACAAAGGGAAAAAUAAGACUGAGUUCUGAUUUUAUGUACAAAGUAAAUUAAUAAUAUCUCUAUUGCCCUAAAUAGAGGAUCACUACAAGUUAAUCUGUUAUUUUUUCAUGAUUGUUUAAUGAUUUAUUUGUACUGUGGUAACAUCUAGUGGCCCCACUCAUGAGUCAGGCUCGUAGAUUUAUAGAUGUGCUGCAACCAUUCAAGAAAGUGUUUAUUAGCAUCCUGUCAGCAAUUGCAUAUGACUGCAAGAAGCAGAAGGAGACAAAAAAAAAUGUAUGGUGCAGAAACAAUUAUUAGAAUAAUGCCAAUUAUUCUGUGGUAAGAUGGAUGAGAAUGUAGUAAUUGGUAUUGAAAGAUAAGACGUACUCCACAUUAUCCUCCACUCCUGCUUACACAAGGUUUGCAAAUUUUUCUGCUGAAUUGUCUCAACUGCAUCUUCAGAUCGAUCCCAGAGACACAUCUGUCAGGUCUUAGUACUUUUUUAGCUACCCCUUCCUUUUUAGGCCCCAUGCUUUCCAGAGGUGUUUGCAUGACCAACUGAUGUUCAGGAUUGUCACUCCAGCAAAUAAGACAGGAGUGCUGUGAUACCAACCUUGAAUUGAAGCACGUCUCAAGCCUACAGUCAGUUAAGUGAUUUAUGUUUCACAGUGUCAUUGAAAAGUAUUGAAUUUGCUUUAGAUGCCUUAUAAAAUAUUAUGAAACCAGUCUUUGCUAGUCUUUUAAGAGCUUGUGAAAUUUCAUUCCUUAUUAAAUUUUUGGACUUCCACUUAUUAAUUUCUCUUAUGAAGGCUUCUGAUUAAUGUUUGGAGCUCUGUGGUUUUAUGGAUUUACACUGCUGUAUGUAUUGUAUUGCAGUCAUUUUGUUAAGGGAGCCAGACAUGGUAACUUAAGAAAUGUAAAUUUAUGACUUAUUAGACCAUUUGUAUUUUAAAAAGCGAAGAACUGCAAAUACUCUAGAAAACAUGGAUGUAUUAAUAAUGUUUGAUAGCCCUUUGCUAGCACUGUACUUAAUACAGAUUUUAAAGGUAAUAGAGUUUUUACCAUUUUUUGCUUCUGGUUUAUGAGACUUCCAGAGAGGCUGCUUUGGAGGGAUUACUUGUGUGGUUGAGUUUGGGAGUUUUACGUGCUUGCAUGUUUGGGAAAAACAGAGGACUGUUUCUGAUGUUAUUUUUUUUUUUUCACAUAGGGCUUGAAUUCUCAUGAGAGGACUUCCCAUCCUGGGAUCUGCACCAGUGUCCCCACCCACAAGCAGGUGUCCUGGGCUAAGGGGUGCCCCCAGGUGCCCCCCCAGCCUUUGCAGCAACCUGGCCAGCCUGCCAGCCUGGAAAACUCCACAACUCCCUGGCCUAAGACCUCAGGUCAACCUUGAGCUCUCCCUGAACCCUCAGCAGCCAAACCUUCAGGAGGGAGGAUGCUUUUAGGGCGUUGAGAGACUACAGAGCUGAGUGAAGAGAGUUUGGACCUUAAAAGCAAAAUGAGCUGAGGCUUUAAUUAACAGAGCCACAGAGAAAGAAAUGAAGAAUGAUUGUGGAGAGCAGUUCACGAUGUUAUGCCAUCAGCUAGUGCUUGUCUUCGGACUCUCGCUAGCUAUCGGGGUGUGUGCAUCAAGGAGCUGCUACUCAGAAGCCCAAGUCUCCAUAUAUUUUUUCUGCAACCUCACAGAUAUUCCAGUUGUGCCAAAGGAUACGGUGAAGCUUUUCCUAACUUACAACUAUAUCAGACGAGUGACUGACACUUCGUUUCCGCUGCUGGAGCACUUGUUGUUGCUGGAAUUCGGAACGCAGUUGGUCUAUCCUGUCACCAUAGGGAAAGGAGCUUUCAGGAACCUGCCAAACCUGCGUAUCUUAGAUUUGGGAUACAAUAGGAUUCUUCGACUGGAUCUUGAUGCUUUUGUAGGCUUGCCAAGUCUGACUGUACUCCGCCUGUUUCAGAACUACCUUGGAAAUUCCAUCCUUGAGGAACGUUACUUUCAAGAUUUGAGAUCAUUAGAAGAAUUGGAUCUUUCAGGGAACGAAAUCACCAAACUUCAGCCUCAUCCAUUAUUUUAUAAUCUGACAGCCUUGAAAACUGUGAACCUGAAAUUCAACAAGAUAUCCAACCUGUGUCAGAGCAAUCUUACCAGCUUCCGAGGAAAACAUUUUUUGUUCAACCUCAGUUCUAAUUAUUUGUACAAGGCAGAAAGUGUGGACUGGACCAAAUGCCCAAAUCCUUUCACAAAUAUUACAUUUAACUCACUAGACCUUAGUGAAAGUGGCUGGAGCACAGAGCUAGUCCAGUAUUUCUUUACAGCCAUUAAAGGGACUCAAAUCAGUUCUUUAAUAUUUAGGGAUCAUAUAAUGGGUUCGGGAUUUGGCUUUCAAAACUUAAAAAAUCCAGAUAAUUAUACUUUUGCAGGACUAGGAAGAAGUAAUCUCAUUUCCCUUGAUAUUUCAAGGGGUUACAUUUUCUCUCUCAAUUCUUUAGUCUUUCAAAGCCUUGGUAAUCUGGAAGUGCUGAACCUUUUCAAAAACAAGAUAAAUCAAAUCCAAAGGCAAGCAUUUUUUGGCUUGGGCAACCUAAAAACUCUCAAUCUCUCAAGUAAUCUUUUAGGUGAGUUGUACGAUUAUACUUUUGAGGGCCUACAUAGUGUAGCAUAUAUUGAUUUACAGCAGAAUCAUAUUGGGAUGAUUGGUGAAAAAUCAUUCCAUAACUUAGUAAGUCUGGAAAUAAUUGAUCUCCGAGACAACGCCAUUAAAAAGCUCCCUUCCUUUCCACGUCUGACAUAUGCCUCUUUAGGUGACAAUAAGCUAAUGACUGUAGCUUACACAAGAAUAAAUGCAGUGUACCUAGAUUUAGAAAGAAAUUGGUUGGCAAAUGUAGGUGACCUGUAUAUUCUUUUCCAAGUUCCAGAACUGCAAUAUAUCUUCCUAAAACAGAAUCGGUUCUCUUACUGUGUGAAAAGUGAUAAUGCUAUUCAAAAUAGUCAGUUAGUCUAUAUGGAUCUGGGUGAAAAUAUGUUACAGCUUGUGUGGGAGAGAAAUUUAUGUUUGGAUAUGUUUGGGGCACUGUCCAAACUCAAGGUUCUCCAUCUGAAUAACAACUACCUCAGUGCUCUUCCACAAGACAUUUUUAGAGGUCUGACAUCUCUAAAAACCCUUAAUCUGGCUUCCAACCUGUUGUCUCAUCUUUCUCCUGGGCUUUUUCCAGAGAGCCUAAUGACCCUCAACUUAUCUGGAAACCAGCUGCUUUCCCCUGACCCUGAAGUCUUUAUGACUUUGAGUAUUCUGGAUAUAACACAUAAUAAGUAUGUCUGUGAUUGCUCUUUAAAGAGCCUACUAGUGUGGCUAAAUGAAACCAAUGUAACCCUAGCUGGCUCAGAAUCUGACAGGUACUGUGCCUACCCACCUCAAUUUGCAGGGGUACCACUGUCGUAUCUGGAAUACGAUGGUUGUGAUGAAGAUGAACUCCAGGAGGCACUCAGGUUCUCACUAUUCAUCUUCCUCUCUGUCACCCUUCUCAUGUUUCUGGUGUCAGCCAUCAUUUUUACUCGCUGUCGGGGGAUUUGUUUUAUCUGGUAUAAAACUAUCGCCAAAAAAAUAAUAGCCAACCGUCCACAAGUAACAGAUAAAAGUGAAUACAGAUAUGAUGCGUAUCUGUGCUACAGCAAAAAUGACUUUGAAUGGGUCCAGAAUGCUUUGCUAAAGCACCUGGAUUCACAGUAUUUGGAUAAAAACAGAUUUACCUUGUGUUUUGAGGAAAGAGACUUCUUGCCUGGGGAAGAGCAUAUCAGUAAUAUUCGUGAUGCCAUUUGGAACAGCAGGAAAACAAUUUGUGUUGUGACCAGGCAGUUUCUCAAAGAUGGGUGGUGUGUGGAAGCCUUCAAUUUUGCCCAGAGCAGGUACUUCUCUGACCUGAAAGAUGUCCUCAUAAUGGUAGUGGUUGGGUCACUUUCUCAAUAUCAACUGAUGAAACACAAACCAAUUCGAAACUUCUUACAAAGGAGUCAGUAUUUGCGGUGGCCUGAAGAUUAUCAAGAUGUAGACUGGUUUUUAAAUAGCCUUUCUUCCCAAAUUCUGAAGGAAAAAAAGGUGCAAAAGAAAGCCAAUGGUAUUGAGCUGCAGACUGUAGCAACUGUGUCACACUGACAGUGUGGCAAAUAUCUGACACUGACAUUCCUGGCAAAUAUCCCAUUUCUGGCUGUGCCAUGGCAGGAGUAAACAGAAGUUUGGAUCAUCUUUCCUUGAAAAGACAGGCAGAGAACUGAUUCAGUAUAAAUCCUACAAAACAUAGAGACAGCUUGAAAGCAACGAGCAAAUAGAUCAAAGUACAAUUAUUUUACGGACUGUGACACACAUUUUUCAGAAGAAUUAAAUGAAUCACAGACACUCCACAUUUUGGAUGUUCAUCUUCAGAGAAUUCAGUUCUGAUUUUCAGAGUACUACCUACUUACAGGUGGGUUUCAGUUAGAGAAGGAUGCUUAUGGUUAUUUUUAUAAACAGAGCCCAUGGAGUGACCAAAUAUUGCUUUCAGGCACUGCCUGACCAUCGGUUCAUGGACUGUUUCUGUGCUUUCUGAACUUUUAACUUUAUGCUCCAUUUCAAAGCAGAAUCAUUGUUUUGCACCUUUGUGCUUAAAAUUGUUGUAACACAGACUUCAUUUGUUUGUUUCCUCCUCCAUUACCCUCAGCUUCUCAAUGGGAACGUAACAAACUUUGGACUUCAUUCGUGCCCUUCCCCUUCACAACUUCUGUUACCGUAAAACUACAGUCAUUGGUUUACCUCAUUUGCUGCUGUUUCAGCCUGGUGCUUUUUCAGUUGAGCUGCCUUCUGCCCUGCAGAGAGGAACAGGCAUUCCCUUUGGAUCUGAAGCAAGCCUAGGCUUGAAAAGCAAACAGGAGACUACCUCAGUAGCUGUGCAGGCUGUACACCGACCCAGUGACUGACAGACAGCUUUGGCAUUCCGGGAUUAGGAAGUACACUUGCACUUUGUAAUUGGACUGUGUCAUUUGGGUUGGUUCUCAGCACAUCCUGUGUCCUGAUCAAUUCUAAGGUGUUUUUCUGCUUCUACUGAAAUGUUUUUCUGGGGUCAUUAAUGCCUGGUAGUCUCUUACUUCUCUAAUUAUUUUCCCACUGUUUGCUCAGGUGUGUCUUCAAGAUGUUGUUCAGGGGCAUUUUAACAGAAGUCUGACUCGGUGUUCACUGAUACAGAACCUGCACCUAUUAUUUUGACUGUGACAUACUCCUUGAGUGUACUGUUCAUCUCUGUACAUUUAUUCAACAAAAGACUACCAAAAUACUUUCAGCAGGGCCUCAGCAAGGCUUUUUGCUGUAGUGAGGAAGCAGGGAUGGGAGGUUUUAUAAGUUGUCUAUAUUGACCUUAGCUGCAAACAAAUAAUACCAUCCAAGCUGUUUUGACAGAGACGAAAAAGUACAAUCCACUUCACAUGAAUGCAGUCAUUUGAACAUAGAUGCGCCUGUGGCUGAUCUAAUUUACUCUCAGCACACCAAUAUACAGGAUUUCUAUUGAUAAAAUUACUACAGUUACUACAGUAUUUCUUCCCUCUCAAUCAGUGUAGUCAUUCAGGAAGAGGGAAUUGGCUAAACCUUGGAAUAUUUCUCAGGCGGCACGGGACACGGGGUUGCAGAUCGAAGAAGGGAUGGACUGAGCUGGGGAAUCCCUGGGUGUCGCUGUUGGCUCAGGUAACAGCCCGGGUUUCCAGAACCCCUCCUGCCUCCCCGCCACUGCAGCUGCCGGCAGUGGGGGAAGACGGUGCUGCAGAGUGAGGGCUAGGGAAUCAUCAGCAGCCCGGGCUUCCCAGAGCCCCCCUGGCCGAUCAGAAAAGCCACCCCGGGGCGUUUCAGGAAUGCGUCUGUACAAUGAAGAUCGUCUGCAGGUCCAGGUUGUUUGUGCAUCUGUACGUGGUGUAAGAGUUGGGGAUUUUAAAAGCUCCCUUAGAAAUUAUAUUUGAAUGAUUGUCACAACACGUUUUUUCGUCAAGUGUUGAUUAAGAGCCCUCUCCAGCUUGGACCUUACUGUACACUUGCAAGGCACUCCUAUCACUUCAGGAAGUUAAAACUUACUUCUGCUAACCUACAUGUGCAGGGAUGACGAGUACAUACAGAGAUGUCUUUAACUAUGGCUCUUCCAUUUCAUUUGAAAUGCUGCUGUCUAGCUCGUGCUUAUGCCACUGGCGGGAGGCGGGUACAUAAAGGUUGCAUUUACUUCAGUCUUUGGAAAGGUCUGUCAUUUUACAUAAAGGUUUUAAUAAAACUUUUGCAUGAAA